Molecule: messenger RNA, 369 nt
Organism: Wasmannia auropunctata (little fire ant)
Lineage: Eukaryota; Metazoa; Arthropoda; Insecta; Hymenoptera; Formicidae
Exons: 3
Coding region: 1-369 (122 amino acids)
Biological process (GO): monoatomic ion transport
Cellular component (GO): membrane
Molecular function (GO): extracellular ligand-gated monoatomic ion channel activity
Source: RefSeq, a predicted model, not a curated record
AUGAGACGCUCGUGGACGCUCGUCGCGGCGAUAGCCCUGGCUGCAUCGGGGCUGGUAAGUGGCGGCAUCCACGAGAAGAAGCUGCUGAACGACCUGCUGGACUCGUACAACGUGCUGGAGCGGCCGGUGGGCAACGAGUCCGAUCCCCUCGUGCUGAGCUUCGGCCUCACGCUCAUGCAAAUAAUCGACGUCGUAAGUGCCCAACUAUUUUUUCUUCAGCUCCUCCAUCCGGCGGCGGAUGGAGAAGCCAUCUUCCCCCUUUCCUCCCCCCGGGCCUUCUACCGCGCACAGCAGUACCUACCUGCGUAUCCUGUCAUGAAGAUGACACUCAUAUCAGAUGAUAUGACACAUAUCAGAAAUCUUGAAUAG